This is a messenger RNA of Pistacia vera, 1299 nucleotides long. Its product is annotated as RNA-dependent RNA polymerase 1-like. Gene Ontology annotation, cellular component: nuclear RNA-directed RNA polymerase complex. The record is from RefSeq and is a predicted model, not a curated record. Bases 1 to 1299 code for a protein of 432 amino acids. The transcript is spliced from 2 exons. Gene Ontology annotation, molecular function: RNA-directed RNA polymerase activity. Gene Ontology annotation, biological process: siRNA processing. Lineage: Eukaryota; Viridiplantae; Streptophyta; Magnoliopsida; Sapindales; Anacardiaceae.
AUGGAAGCCGCAGAGUUUAUCAUCUUUAAGGCUGAUAAAAGAGUUAUAUGUUAUGAGAAUUCUUAUCUGCAAGCUUGGUAUUUGGACCGUGAUAGCAAUUUACCUCAGCACAGGAUUGACAAUGCAACGUUGAACUUUGGCUGCCAAAUUUCAGAGGAGAAGUUUUUUUUGCUCUGGUCACAGAAAAAUGUUUCUGUAAAAUUUGACUGGGAUCUCAGAAAUUUUAGCUUCUUGCUAUCAUAUGAUUCUGUGAAUUAUAAGCUCGAGGUUUCUUACGAGACAAUUUUGCAGAUUGAGCUAAAACGCCCUCGUGGUCAAUCUAUGAAAUUUCUUGUCAUCCAGUUAUAUGGUUCACCACUUAUUUAUGAGAGACAUAUCUACUGGGACCGGACAAUUGAUUUUACUCCAUCCUCCUGCAUUGGACAAUCAUCUGCUAUGUGUUUGGAGCUUCCAGGGAGGGGCCAUGUUCCAAAAGUUCUGAAAGAUUUCUUUUUCUACAAGGAAAGUCCAGGGAAGUUCAGUCUACAGGAAGGUUCUACUUUCUCCUGCAAUUCUGAUAUUGUCCCGAUUUUAAGUCCACCCCAAGUUAUUGACUUGCCAUUUAGGAUCUUGUUCAAAAUCAAUUCUUUGAUUCAGCAUGGUUGUAUUCCCGGGCCAGCACUUGAUGUCAAGUUCUUUCGCUUCGUUAGCGGAAUAGAUAUAGCAUUCAUAGAACAUGCUUUGGAGAAGCUGUUAAAUCUAAGAGAAUGCUGCUAUGACCCGGUAAGUUGGCUCAAAGAUCAAUACAGAAACUACUCUAAGUCUAAGCCAGUUCUUGGAUCGCCUACCGUUGCCUUGGAUGAUGGGUUAGUAUACGUGCACAAGGUUUUGGUAACCCCCACCAAAAUAUACUUUUAUGGUCCAGAAGUUAGUCUCUCCAAUCGUGUCUUACGCAGUUAUUCUGAUGACAUUGAUAAUUUUCUUCGUGUUUCUUUCGUUGAUGAGGAUAUGGGUAAAUUGUUUUCAACAGUUUUAUCUCCUAGGAAAUCAGAAGAAAGGCGUACAGGAAUAUAUCAAAGGAUACUGUCAAUUCUCCGAUAUGGCAUAGUCAUAGGAGACAAGAAGUUUGAAACUCUUGCUUUCUCAAAUAGUCAAGUAAGAGAGAAUACUUUAUGGAUGUUUGCAUCUAGACCUGGGCUUACUGCAGCAGAUAUUAGAGAGAGCUUGGGUGAUUUUCGUAAGAUGAAGAACGUGGCAGAAUAUGCAGCCAGACUUGGUCAGUCUUUGAGUGCAUCCAUCCAGGGUAGCUGUGCAUGUUGA